AAAUGGUGAGAAGUAUUAACGAUCAUUAUGCCAGGCUAGUAAAUGGAAGCACAGAUAUCCAGCGUUAGUUUCGACAACACUGCUUCCUUUAAAGUUGCAGUGAAAAAGACUAAGCAUAUGUUUUUAUUAGAUUGAUUACACUAGCUAUUCUCUCGAAACAUAGCAUGCUGAGGACAUCUGCUGGUUAAAGCCGUGUAAAUGCAACAAGAACAGCACAAACAUGUUGAACACACUUUGAAGACGCAGUGUGUGAGCUUAGAAUAAACAGACCUAACACCUGUAGGCUAAAGUUGACUCCUUUUUUAGCUGCCACAACAUUUUGAAAAGCAUGUGUGUACCUGAGUUAUCUGGUGACAUCAUAAAGAGUUAAAGUGAAACUAUUUUAUAUACGGAAGAGAAGAAAAAACAACGAGCACUGCAAGUGCAGAAGAACGUGUAGUGAAAGCAUCUUUGAGCAGCUAAACUGUGAUCAUGGCAUCACUUCAGGGCUCCUCUGUACAGUCAGAGCUCAGAAUUGUGAUUAUAGGAAAUGCUGGAGAUGAAAAGAAUAAAGUGGUAAAAUCAGUGCUGAACUGUGAGAAUCCGACAGGAGAGAAAGUUGGUCUCUGUACGUUACAUCAGUGUGAACAUGAAGGAAGGAGGAUCAGUGUUGUUGAAGCACCAGGAUGGGACAGAACCUCACAACAAACAGCAGAGAACAUAAAAGAAGAAGUUCAGAGAAGCGUGUCACUUUGUCCUCCAGGACCUCACGCUCUUCUUCUGGUCAUUCCUGUGAGGAUCUCUGAAGAACCUUCUCCCAGUGACAUUACAGCAGCACAGAUGCACAUGGAGUUGCUGUCGGAGCGCGUCUGGAAACACACUAUCCUGCUGUUUGCUUGUGAUGAAGGUGUGAGAGAUUUUAACAUCCAAGGUUAUUUUCAGAAAGCAAAAAAAAUCCUGGACAAGUGUGAAGGCAAAGCCUACAUUCUUGAUAGCCGCAGUAAGAUCAGUGAGCUUUUUACAAAGAUAGAAGACCUGGUGGAGGAGAACUGUGGUGAUGUUUUCCUACCGCAAGUUUACUAUGAACUGAUUCAGCGGAAGACAGAAAGUCUCCAGUGCAGACGAGGAAGUUUACAGCUGAAUCCUCCGAGCAUGAACAGAAACACACUUUACUCUAUGGCCCUUUUUUUCAUAAUCAUCACGUGUGUGAUGAUGACGUCUACAUUCAGAAAGUCUUUCAGUGCAGUUACAGGAAUUAAUCUUAAUUUGUACGUGGAUUUAACUGUAGUUGAGAAAGUUUGCGCUGCACUAAUUUUAAUCAUUCUAGUAGUUUUCCUGUGUUUUUCUCUGCAUUCAAAGUAUUACAAAAUUAAGAAAAAUGACAUGCAACUCAAAACCAAAAAGCAUAACACUUCAUAAACACUUCAGUUGAAUUUCAGCAACGUAAACCUUUGAAUUAAAUAUACUUCAGUGUUGUGAUGUAUUUCCAAGUGAAACGAAAUAUUGAACAGUUUUAUUUUAGCGCACCUCCUCCUCAUCCCUCGCUCAUUGCAGUUCUAUAUUUAACGAUGUUCGAUUUGUGGUUACAGCCUGUAUGGUCCAGGUCAAAUUGACCAUAAUUCAAUGCAAUUCCCCAAAAAUCACACUUUGAAAACAAACAAACAAACAAAAAGAAACAAUCUGGUACAAAUAAUUCACUUCUAAUAUCAACACUUUUCACACAUUAUAAAGAAUAAAUACAUUCUAUUCUAGUCUAGUAUAUUCUAGUCCUGUGGGACACUUGCCAUUAUACAUUUAUAACAAUAAUAUCUUAGUCUAAACCUAAAAUAAUCAUGAGCUUUCAGACUCUAGUUUUCAUAUUUGGUGACUGACUUUCAAAAGAAAUGACAGAUCAGUCAAGAAAUAGCGAUUAGAUUCUUCUUUUGUGAUGUGGUGCCAAACUAUAACACACGAUUCUUUCCGUGU
Messenger RNA from Megalobrama amblycephala (Wuchang bream), 1944 nucleotides. Its product is annotated as GTPase IMAP family member 4-like. Gene Ontology annotation, molecular function: GTP binding. Bases 472 to 1398 code for a protein of 308 amino acids. The transcript is spliced from 4 exons. NCBI's taxonomy places the organism in Eukaryota, Metazoa, Chordata, Actinopteri, Cypriniformes, Xenocyprididae. The record is from RefSeq and is a predicted model, not a curated record.